Molecule: messenger RNA, 271 nt
Organism: Saprolegnia diclina VS20
Lineage: Eukaryota; Oomycota; Saprolegniomycetes; Saprolegniales; Saprolegniaceae
Exons: 3
Coding region: 1-180 (59 amino acids)
Source: RefSeq, a predicted model, not a curated record
AUGGAGACGAUGACGCUGGCGCGGGCGACUGCCGAGGCCGCGGCCGACCUGCGGACGAAGGAGGAAGCGCUCCAGGCGCUCGAAGAGCAACUGAUCCGACUGCAGCUCCGUGUCCUCCGGCUCAAACCCCCGCUCGUACAUCUUCAGUGCCAGCUCUCCAGCAGCACGCCCAUGCCAUGAAGAGGACCUGGUGUCACGACGUCUGUGCUACCACGAUCAGAGGAACCGAUGGCAGCGGGCAGUGUCGAGUUGACGACUCAUCGAGUAUACC